Molecule: messenger RNA, 333 nt
Organism: Funneliformis caledonium
Lineage: Eukaryota; Fungi; Glomeromycota; Glomeromycetes; Glomerales; Glomeraceae
Source: the annotation of a GenBank genome assembly
AUGGAUGAUAAUAAUCCAGAUUCACCAUUUGUCAUUGAGGCUAUUUUACAAAAAGCAUUUACUAAAGAAGAAUUGCAAAAUCAAGACAACAUCAAAUUUGGUAUCACGGUAGCACUGAUAUUUUUAGAUCUAACUUAUGAUCAGGUUGAGAUUUUGUCCUCAAAAUUUAAAUGUAAAGAAUCAUUAGAAGAUGACGGAAUAGAAGAACCGUUAGAAGAUGAUAGAAUAGAAGAACUGUUAGAAUAUGACAUAAUGGAUCAUAACGGUAACGAAUCAUUCGUAUUUUCUGAUAAUGAGUCUGAGGAUUCUAAUGGUCAAGAGAGCGAUUCAUAA